This is a messenger RNA of Penicillium antarcticum, 7344 nucleotides long. RefSeq lists its product as uncharacterized. The transcript is spliced from 2 exons. Gene Ontology annotation, cellular component: cytoplasm. Gene Ontology annotation, biological process: amino acid activation for nonribosomal peptide biosynthetic process; secondary metabolite biosynthetic process. NCBI's taxonomy places the organism in Eukaryota, Fungi, Ascomycota, Eurotiomycetes, Eurotiales, Aspergillaceae. The record is from RefSeq and is a predicted model, not a curated record. Gene Ontology annotation, molecular function: catalytic activity; phosphopantetheine binding. Bases 1 to 7344 code for a protein of 2447 amino acids.
AUGUUGGAAGCUGUAUCAGGCUCGUUGGACAUCGCGCCAUGCGUGUUUCCCACGGAGAACCUCCAGGAGCGGAGAUUCAAAUCCAUCCCAUUAAGCCUCUCUGGUUCUAGCCCAGUCGCCAGCAAGGUGCUGCUGCGCGCUUGGGCAGUUGUUCUGCGAUACUAUGUGGGUAGCGAUACGAUCGCAUUUGGCAGAGUUGACGAUGGCAAUCCUGCGUCGCGAUUUGCAGUCUGCCAUGGCGAUAUUCCUGCGUCUGCUGCGCUGGAAAAAUUGCAGGUUUCACACGCUUCGGGCGAGUCAAAUAGCUCGUCUAUUUCAGAAUGGAUCGCAUCAAAUACCUUCAACACUCUUGUGUGGAUAAGCGCAAACUCCUCACUUGAUGAUUUGGAGAACACAUCGUGCUCUCUUGCCCUCUUAGUUUCCGAUACCCCCUCCUUAGCAUACGCUUCACAUACGAUUGGCGAGAACGUGGCCACUGCCGCAGCUGAAGGCGUGGCCCAUGUGGCCAGCAUAAUUACCAACUCACCUCAAACCACAAUUGGCGCAGUAGAUCUCUUUGGUCCUGCGUCAUGGUCCCAGCUCGAAGAGUGGAACGCGGACCUCCCCGAAAUGAUCGAGGAGUGUAUGCAUGAGAUUAUCGACCAACAAGCGCAGACUCGUCCCGAAUCCACAGCAUUGGAGUGCUGGGACGGCUCCAUAUCGUACGCGCAAUUGGUAGACUACACUGACCGACUGGGCAACUUUUUGAUCUCCCAAAAUGUUGGCCCUGAAGUCUUUGUGCCCGUCUGUUUCGAUAAGUCCCUCUGGGCCGUAGUCUCCAUGCUAGGUGUCUUGAAGGCUGGCGGUGCCUUUGUGUGUAUUGACCCGGCGCAGCCAGUAGAUCGGUUGCAAACGAUCAUAAGCGAAGUAGAUGCGCAGAUCGCGUUGGGAGCCCCAGCUUACCGCGAUCUGCUAUCUGGCAUGACUUCGAACGUCAUCCCAGUCGACGCCGACUUCAUCCUCGGCCUUCCCUCCUCCUCCCCUCUUCCUCGUCGUGCCUCCCCCCAUGAUGCCGCUUUUGCCAUCUUCACAUCGGGAAGCACUGGCAAGCCAAAGGGCGUGGUCCAUGAGCACCGCGCCAUGUGCUCUAGUGCCAGACGACACGCUGCGAAGAUGAAUAUCAACAGCGAGACCCGCACCUUCCAAUUUGCCUCAUAUACCUUCAUUGUCAACACAUUCGAGCUAUUUACUCCCUUGGUGGAAGGUGGUUGCGUCUGUGUCCCCUCCAAGGAGGAUCGACUGGGACGCACCGCUGGUGCCAUGCGUGACUUAAAUGCCAAUUGGGCAUGUUUGACCCCGUCCUUCCUCCGGUCGAUCAAGCCCGAAGACAUUCCACAGCUCCGAACCCUCCUCCUGGCUGGAGAGCCCGUUCAACAAGACAGUCUCGACACAUGGCGCAGCCGGGUGACAAUGAUGAACAUGUACGGUGCCUCCGAGGCUUCAGUUUGCGUGACUGGAGACUUGUCGGGCAAAGUUGAACGAUCAACUAUUGGAACUGGUACUGGUUGCAUAACCUGGAUUGUGGACCCGACGGAUCAUGACCGACUUGCACCUCUCGGAGCAACUGGAGAGUUGGUCGUCGAGGGCCCGAUCCUCGGUCGUGAGUACAUCCACCAGCCUGACAAGACGGCCGACGUUUUCAUCUCCGGCACACCCUGGAUGGAGGAGAUGCGUGGCGGUGUGCCAACGCGUGCAUACAAAACCGGUGAUUUGGUUAGAUAUGGAACUGAUGGCCGCAUCAACCUUGUUGGCCGAAAGGACAUGCAGGUCAAACUCAGAGGUCAGCGAAUCGAGCUGGAAGAGGUCGAGUUCCACCUGCGACAGGUCGUCCCUCGCGGCAUUGAGGUCGUAGUCGGUCUGGCAAAGCCCGUUGACCAGCUCGAUCGGCCCAUGCUUGCCGCCUUCGUCGCCUUGAAGAAGGCGUUUGGUGAUAACUUCUAUCCUGUUGAUGAGGAGGUCGCUGGACAACUUGAAUCUCAGCUGACUGGGUGGAAGAGCAAGGUGGCCGAAUCCGUUCCUGGGUACAUGGUCCCAUCCACCGCCGUUAAGCUCAAUCAUUUGCCUUUAACCGCUUCUGGAAAGAUCAACCGUAAGGCUAUUGGCGACUUUGCCUGCACACUCACAGUGGCUGAGUUAACUGGAGCUGCAAAGAAGGACUACAAGGAACCUGCCACGAGCACCGGCAAGGUGCUACGCAGCAUGUGGGCUGAAGCUUUGGACUUGAAGGAAGAAGCCAUCUCUGCGGGCGACAGCUUCCUUGAGCUUGGAGGAAACUCCAUCGAUGCCAUGAAGCUGGUCAAUUUGGCCCGGAAUGCAAGCAUUAAGCUCAGCGUGGCAGAGAUCUUUACCCUCCCUGUUCUGGAUGAAAUGGCCGAGUCCGUGUCUCAGCUGGAUUACCAGACCUUUGAAGAUGUCCCAUUCUCCCUGGUCGGCGAUAAUGCUGACUCUCUCAUUCAGGAGGUCGCCAAGCUCUGCCAGGUCACUCCAUUGGAGAUCGAAGACUUAUACCCAUGUACUGCAAUGCAGGAGGGUCUGAUGGCUCUCUCGGAUAGCCGUGAUGGCGCCUAUGUGGCCCAUCACACCCUCGCUCUGAGCCCAGCGGUCGAUUUGAACCAGUUCAAGCGCGCCUUCCAGGAGGUGGUGACAGCUCAUCCUGUCCUUCGGACGUGCAUCGUCUACCCUGAGCAGACUGGCUCGCACCAGGCUGUUAUUAAGGGGGACAUCGAAUGGCGCACCGCCGAUACUCUCGAGGCUUACAUGAAAAUGGACAAGCAGCGCCCCAUGAGGGCAGGCCAGCUCUUGACCCGCUAUGGCCUUGUUCCUAAUGGACAUGGAUGGACUUUUGUCUGGACCGUUCACCAUGCCGUCUACGAUGCCUGGACGCUGGACUUGACCUUUGAUCGUCUGGACAAGGCAUACAAGGGCCAGACCAUGGAACGUGAUAGCACUUUCAAGGAGUUCAUGGCCCAUGUGGUCAGCACCGAUGCCGACGCUACUAAGAAGUUCUGGCAGGAGUACCUGGCGGGUGCCACCCGAAACGAGUUCCCUUCGGCCGUUUCCACAUCCAAGCAGCCAGUCGCAGACGCCUCCGUGGAGCAUGAGAUGACCAUUAACCGCACCGAUGAGCUUGCCGGUAUCACUGUCGCCUCCAUGAUCCGCGCCGCGUGGGGUGUUCUCAUCGGCUCCCACUCGGAGGCAGACGACGUGGUGUUUGGCUCCAUUGUGUCCGGUCGUAACGCACCCAUUGCCAAUGCAGACCAACUCUUCGGGCCAGGUAUUGCCGCAGUCCCACUGCGCGUCAAGUUCCCUGAUAACGACACUCUGACGAUCCGCGAUUUCAUCGGUGAGGUCCAGGCCCAGUCUACAAAGAUGAUCUCGUUUGAACAAGCUGGUUUGCAGAACAUCAGCCGUGUGAGCGCAGCUGCUACUCAGGCUUGCGACUUCCAGACCCUUCUGGUGGUGCAGCCCCACAAGGAGAAAUAUAUCCCAACCGACGAGAUUGACUUGCGAGCUGUCUCCGAUGUUGAUGCUAACUUUGGAACCUACGCCUUGACUCUGGAAUGUAGCCUCAAGUUUAAUGGGGCCGCUUUUGCCGCCCACUAUGAUUCUAGUCUGGUUUCUAAGGACCUUGUACAGCGCAUCCUCGGUCAGCUCGAGAACCUUGUGCAGCAGAUGUGCUCCGCCCCCGCGGACAAGAAGCUGAAUGAAUUGGUCUUUAUCAGUGCCCAAGACCAGAAGAGUAUCCGCGAGUGGAACAAGCACAUUCCGAAGCCUAUCCACAAAACUAUUCACCAGAUGAUCGGAGAACGCAUUGCCGAACGCCCUGAUCACGAGGCGGUUUGCUCCUGGGACGGCUCUUUCACCUACUCUGAACUGGACCAGCAUGCUGCCCGUCUUGCACGCCGCCUUCGCCAAUUGGACACCCAGCCGGAAACCUUUGUUCCUUGCUGCUUUGAGAAGAGUCGCUGGGCGUUGCCCGCCAUGCUCGGUGUCUUGCGUGCUGGAGGUGCCUUCCUCAACCUUGAUCCAUCCCAGCCUGCCAACCGUAUUCAGCUCAUGAUCAGGAAGCUCAAGGCUAAGACUGUCGUCUGUUCUCCCCAGCAAUACGAUCUUUGCCGUAGCAUGAGCGAAGAUCUCAAUAUCGUCGUUCUGGAUGCUGAGACCCCCGAGGCAAAUCUUCCGGAGCCAUCUCCAUCUGAUGUGAAGCCUGAGAAUGCUGCGUAUGUCAUUUUCACAUCUGGAAGUACUGGUGAGCCCAAAGGUACCAUCAUUCAACACGGCCACUUUGCCAUUGGCUCAGUGACCCAUGCUCCCGCAAUGCUGAUUGAUGGUAACUCUCGUGGCCUGCAAUUUGCCUCCUGGACCUUCGAUGCCAGUAUAGUUGAGACAAUCACCAUGCUGAUCGCUGGUGGCUGUGUCUGUAUUGCAUCUGAGGAGCAGCGAAAGAGAGAUGUAGCCGAGGCAGUUCGCAACACAAGGGCCAACUGGGCGGCGCUCACGCCAUCCUUUGUCAACCUGCUCAGCCCUGAUGAUGUACCAUCCAUCAAGGUUCUGAUUCUGGCUGGAGAAGCCAUGUCUCAAUCCCACAUCGAAACAUGGGGUCACCGUGUGCGACUGGUCAAUGGCUACGGUCCAUCUGAGUGCUGCGUUGCCUCCACUUCCAACAUUGAUGUGACGCUCAGUACCAGCCCACGUAACAUUGGACACAUGUGCUCUGGUGUUGCCUGGGUUGUUAUGCCCACAAAUCACCACCGACUGGUGCCUGUUGGCAGUGUCGGAGAGUUGGUUCUCGAGGGCUGGAACGUUGGCCGCGGUUAUCUGGAGGAGCCAGCCAAGACACAGGCUGCAUUUGUUGAGAACCCGUUGUGGAUGGACCUUGGUAACGAGAUGAGAUCUCCUAUUGUCUACAAGACCGGCGAUCUAGUUCGUUACAAUGCUGAUGGGUCCCUCGACUUCCAGCGCCGAAAGGAUACUCAAGUCAAGCUGCGCGGCCAGCGUGUCGAACUGGGAGAGAUUGAGUAUCGCAUUAAACAAAGCUUGCCCAACAAGCCCGAUGCCGUUGUCGACAUUGUUUGCCCAAAGGAUGCCUCUGACCAGCCUCGAUUGGUUGCAUUCAUCCCCGUGCCUCCUGAAGAGGCCCGCCGCAAGCCAAACUCGAUCUUCAUGAUGAAUCAGCCCGAGACAAUCAUUCCUGCGCUGAAUGAGCGACACUUGACUUCUGUCUCUGGCCUUGAGGACCGACUGUCAGACUUCCUCCCCAUGCACAUGAUUCCCAGUGCCUAUCUUCCGGUUUAUCACAUUCCCAAGAUGCCCUCUGGCAAGGCUGAUCGGAAGACCUUGAUCAAGAUCGGAAGUGGAUUUACGCAUCGCCAGAUGGCUGAGUACUCUGGUGCCACUGAGGAUACUCGCCCAGCCACUACUGAUAUGCAGGUUACUAUGCAGCAGAUGUGGGCAGAGGUCUUGAAGAUGCCUGCUGCGCAGAUCAGCUUGAAUGACAACUUCAUUCGCCUGGGUGGUGAUUCUAUUACUGCCAUGCGAUUGGCCUCGGCAUCGCGUACUCGAGGCAUCCCCCUAUCCACUGCCAUCAUCUUCCAGCACCCAACUCUUGAAGCCAUGAGUACUCUUGCUGAGUCUCUGUCGCAGCAGCAGCUACCUCAAACUUUCGAGCCGUUCUCCACCCUCAAAUCAAUCUCCAAGAAUAGACUUCUUGACGACAUCAUUCUCCCCCAGGUCGGCGUGCCUGCAUUCCAGGUCCAAGAUGCCCUGGAGGCCACUGACUUCCAGUCGCUCGCCAUCAACGGCGGUCUCAACCAGACCCGUGGUUGGAGCAACUACUUGGUCUUCGAUUUCGACGGACCCAUUGACCUCCACCGGUUGCAGACGGCCUGUGAGAAGCUCAUCGCCCGUCAUGACAUCCUCCGUACCGUAUUCGUUUCGACUGGCUCAGCACUGAUCCAGGUCGUGCUCCGUACAGUCACCCCCGAGUACAGCUUACACUACCAAGAUGAGCAAGACCCAACUGAAACUCUCAUCCGUGAGGAUCUCGCUCGGCCACCUCAUCUGGGCGAGGUUAUCGUGCGCUUCAUGCUUGUCAAGAACGGCGCCACCAAGCACCGACUGAUCAUGCGCAUUUCGCACGCUCAGUAUGAUGGUGGCUCUAUGCCUCAUCUGAUGCAGGACUUACGUACUGCUUACCGCCGUGACGAAUUGCCUGAGAGAACCCAAUUCGGGGACUUCGUGCGCAUGCAGCUCUACAGCAGUGAGAACGCCGAAGCCUUCUACAAGGAGAUGCUCGCUGGUGCGAACAUGACCUCGGUCGUCACGCACACUACAUCAUCUAAAACCAACGUGCUAAACACAAUGGCUGCAGAUAUGGUGCCUCUAGUGGCAUUCAAGAGCCACGGCAUCACAGCUGCCACUGUCGUCAAGGCCGCGUGGGCUCUUGUGCUCGCCGAUAUGGCCGCAACACCCGAUGUUGUGUAUGGACACAUGGUGUCUGGACGUAACUUGUCGCUCGAUGGUGUCGAGGGCAUCGUCGGCCCAUGUCUGAACAUUGUUCCAGUACGAGCUGACAUGACAAAUAUGACCACUGUCCUCGAGCUCCUGCGCCACAUCCAGCAGCAGCAGACCGACACAAUUCCCCACGAAAGCAUGGGCUUCCAGCAGAUCAUCAACAAGUGCACCAACUGGUCUGCAGCAACUCGCUUCAGCUCCGUCUUCCAAUACCAGGACUUCGGUGGCGAAGAAGCUGCCCCAGGUCAGCCUGUGAACUUUGAGGGUAUUCUUAAGUGUGCUCCUGGUUUCGUCUGUCCCUCGCCUGAUGCCUGUGACAUGUCCAUCCUGGCCACACCCGCUGGCGAUAAAAUCCGCAUUGAGAUGAUCUUCUCGAGCCACGCCAUCCCGCGCGAGUUUGCCGACAGCAUGCUGAAGAAGCUCGGCUCCAAGCUGGCGCUGAUCUCCAGCAACGUCGAGGGCCCGCUGAUCACGCACCAGAUGCGUUCCCAGAAGCCCCAAAUACCUCUUCCCGAGCCAGGCCGCAAGGUCACUCCUGCUCCUGCCCCUGCUCCUGUUGAUCCUCCUCGAAAGAGCAGUGGUCGUGGUCUCAGUGGCGUUGUUAAGGCUAUGGUCAGCGGUAUCAACUCGCACCUCUCUCCCCCGAGUAGCCCAGUUACUCCGACAACCCCGACACUGCCAAAUAGCCCGACCAGCCCAACUGGCUCGGAUCGCCCGUUGAGUUCGCAAAGUGGAGGGCUUGCUCCGCUUAAUGAGAAGAUCAACCUGUUGGCAUCUGUGAAGAUUAAUUGA